AUGGCCCUAGCGAAAGUGAAAAGGAAAGGUGAUGAUUAUGACAUUCCAAAUGAAGUAGAUGGCAUUCAUUUGAUCAAUGAAAGUCGGGUGGAACCUUAUUAUGGUUGCGAAGCUGGUCCGAGCAAUCAAGAAGCAACCAACAUUAAUGUUGAAGAUGGCGGAACCGAUGUGAAACAAGAAAUGGUUGACGAUGCUCAUUGGAAUGACAUGGUUAGUGAUGUUGAACAUGCUCUUCUGGAACAAAAAUUUGAUUCGGUCGAAGAUGGAGAAGCUUUCUACAAUGCGUAUGCUAAAGCCAAGGGAUUUAGUAUACGAAAAUCCAGAUUUAACACAAAUAAACAGGGAAAGGUUGUUAGUAGGCUAUGGUUAUGUUCAAGGAAAGGUCAGAGAUUACCAAACUACUUGGACCGUGUUGCUGAGAAGAGUAAAGCUCCCAAGGCACUAACAAGAGUAGGUUGCAAAGCCCAAUUUCGCAGACAGUACGAUCCAGAUGCUGGUGAAGGGGGAAAGUAUGUUGUGACUCACUUCGUCGCAAACCAUAACCAUGAAUUGGCAGAACAACACUAUGUGAUGUAUCUGAGGUCACAUCGCGGUUUAAACAGCGCUGACAAAGCUCAAGCAAUGGUUACGCACAAUGUCGGUGUGAAGACGAGCCAAAUCAUGGACUAUAUGGUAAAUCAAUCCGAGUCUUAUGAGAAUGAUAACAAGUUACAAAAUCCAUUCUGGGCAGAUUCGAAAUCGCGAGCUGGCUACGCAAAGUUUGGUGAUGUGUUGAUAUUUGACUCAACUUAUAGAACCAAUGCGUACACGAAACCUUUUGUCAUGUUGGCUGGUGUGACUAACCACUUCACGACCAUGAUAUUUGCAUGCGUUUUGCUAGCUAAUGAGACAAUUGAUACAUACACAUGGGUUUUGGAAACAUUUAUAGAGGCGAUGGGCAAUAAAGCACCUGUGUCCGUACUGAUAGAUGGGGAUAAGGCGAUGCGAGAGGCAAUCAGAAGAGUAUUUCCUGACGCAAGACAUCGAUUAUGUAAUUGGCAUCUUGGGAAAAAUGUUGUUUCAAAUGUUCACAAAAGUGGCUUUGCACAUGCUUUCAAGCAGUGCAUGGACAUGGAAACGGAUGAGGCAAAGUUUGAGGAUGGCUGGACGAGAAUGGUCGAAAAAUUGGACUUCAAACCAAUAGCUGGGCACUAUGAUCGGGCUCUUACAAGGAUAAGGUAUAACGAGGCUAGAGAUGAUGCUGAAACAAAUAACACUUUUCCGCCUGUGGGCCAAUAUGGUAGUGUCGAAGCAACAGUGUGCAAAAAUGAUUUGACUACAAUUGAUGAGGUGAAUCAGAUUCCUAUUGCGGGUUGCUUGUUUGUGUUCCAUAGUUGGUUGGAUCUAACUGAAGGGUUUCUUGCUGUGUGGUUUAUCAGCUAA
This is a messenger RNA of Camellia sinensis, 1422 nucleotides long. The record is from RefSeq and is a predicted model, not a curated record. Lineage: Eukaryota; Viridiplantae; Streptophyta; Magnoliopsida; Ericales; Theaceae.